This is a messenger RNA of Cylicostephanus goldi, 300 nucleotides long. The record is from the annotation of a GenBank genome assembly. Lineage: Eukaryota; Metazoa; Nematoda; Chromadorea; Rhabditida; Strongylidae.
AUGGGCGGAACAUCCGUGAUCAGUAGCAGUUCGGGCGGCAUGAUUACUACCACCAUUGGCGGGCGCACCUACACCGCCCAGAUACCGUUAGCCAGUUCGAUCUCUACUCAAAGUUCAACUUUCACCAACAACAACGGUCAGUUGGAGGAAAGGGUGGCAGUGACUAUCAAUGGGGACACUACCGUUUAUUCCACUAUCAACGGACAGACAACGGUCACUGAUGGGCAAGGCAAUCCACGCCCUGAUGGUGGUCCCUUCCACGUCGGGGCUCAGCAACGCUUCACUCAAAGGCGGUUUUAG